Messenger RNA from Camellia sinensis, 633 nucleotides. The record is from RefSeq and is a predicted model, not a curated record. NCBI's taxonomy places the organism in Eukaryota, Viridiplantae, Streptophyta, Magnoliopsida, Ericales, Theaceae.
AAUCUUUCAAAUGAUGUUCAUGUUGCAGUUAAGAUUCUUAACAAUGUGAAAGGAAAUAAGGACGAAUUCAUCAAUGAAGUGCAAACAGUAUGUGGAAUCCACCAUAUCAAUGUGGUUCACUUGGUCGGAUACUAUUAUGACAGAUUCAGAAGAGCUCUUCUUUAUGAGUUCUUACCAAACAAUUCGCUUGAAAAGUUCAUCUCCUCUGAUAGAAAGAAGCGUUCAAUUGGUUGCGAGAAACUGGAAGAUAUAGCUCUUGGCAUAGCUAAAGGAAUUGAAUAUCUUCACCUCGGGUGUGAUCAACAAAUCUUUCACUUCGAUAUUAAACCUCACAACAUCUUGUUAGACCAUAAGUUCAACCCAAAGGUCUCUGACUUUGGUCAAUCAAAAUUGUGUUCAAAGGAACAGAGUGCUAUAUCCAUGACUACUGCCAGAAGCGCCGUAGGGUACAUUGCCCAUGAAGUGUUCUCUGGAAACUUUGGGAAUGUGUCAUACAAAUCAGAUGUUUAUAGUUUAGGAAUGUUGCUAGAAAUGGUUGGAGCGAGACAAAAUACAGUGGCACAAAAGAGUGAAAAUUACUUUCAUGAAUGGAUUUACAAGCGUUUGGAUCAAGGAGAAGAGUUAGGAGUUUAG